AUGGCCGAGCCCGAGUUUGAGCAAGCCAGGAAGGAGCUCGUCUCCACCCUUGAGGCCUCCACCCUCUUCCAGAAGAACCCAGAGUACAAGAAGGCCCUCGAAGUCGCCUCCAUCCCCGAGCGAGUCAUUCAGUUCCGCGUUGUUUGGGAAGACGACAAAGGCCAGUGCCAGGUCAACAAGGGCUACCGCGUGCAAUUCAACUCCGCUCUCGGCCCCUACAAGGGUGGUCUCCGCUUCCACCCCACUGUCAACCUCUCCAUUCUGAAGUUCCUGGGCUUCGAGCAGAUCUUCAAGAAUGCCCUCACCGGACUGCAGAUGGGCGGCGGCAAGGGUGGUGCCGACUUCGACCCUAAGGGCAAGUCCGAUAACGAGAUCCGCAAGUUCUGUGUCGCUUUCAUGAAGGAGCUCAGCAAGCACAUUGGCGCGGACACCGAUGUCCCCGCGGGCGAUAUCGGCGUGUCCCCCCGCGAGAUCGGCUGGAUGUUUGGCACAUACCGAGCUGAGCGCAACAGGUGGGAGGGUGUGCUGACUGGCAAGGGCCUCGCAUGGGGUGGCAGCUUGAUCCGUCCCGAGGCCACUGGCUACGGCCUCGUCUACUACGUCGAUCACAUGAUUCACUAUGCCUCUGGAGGCCAAGAGUCCUUCAAGGGCAAGAAGGUCGCUAUUUCCGGCUCCGGCAACGUCGCCCAGUACGCCGCACUGAAGGUCAUUGAGCUCGGCGGCACUGUCGUCUCUCUUUCCGACAGCAAGGGCGCACUGAUCGCCACCGAGGGUCCCGGCUUCACCCCUGAGGUCAUCAACAAGAUUGCCGCUCUCAAGGUCGACCGCAAGGCGCUUACCGAUCUCGAGGGCUACGACUACCACUACGUUGACGGUGCGCGCCCCUGGACUCACGUCGGUAAGGUCGACGUCGCGCUGCCCUGUGCAACUCAGAACGAAGUCUCUGGCGAUGAGGCGAAGGCCCUGAUCGACGCCGGCGCCAAGUUCAUCGCCGAGGGCUCCAACAUGGGCUGCACCCAGGAGGCUAUCGAGACCUUCGAGGCGCACCGGAGGGAGAACAGGGGUACCUCCAUCUGGUACGGGCCCGGCAAGGCCGCCAACGCGGGUGGUGUCGCCGUCUCUGGUCUCGAGAUGGCGCAGAACUCUGCGCGCCUGAGGUGGACGUCUGAGGAGGUCGACGAGAAGCUCAAAGGCAUUAUGAAGUCGUGCUUCGAGAACUGCUUGGAGACGGCGAAGGAGUAUAUUACUCCUGCUGAGGGCGAGUUCCCGUCGCUUGUCGCGGGCGCCAAUGUUGCCGGGUUCAAGAAAGUCGCUGCGGCCAUGAAGGACCAGGGUGACUGGUGGUGA
Messenger RNA from Trematosphaeria pertusa, 1347 nucleotides. RefSeq names its product NADP-specific glutamate dehydrogenase. Gene Ontology annotation, molecular function: L-glutamate dehydrogenase (NADP+) activity. The transcript has 3 exons. The record is from RefSeq and is a predicted model, not a curated record. Bases 1 to 1347 code for a protein of 448 amino acids. Gene Ontology annotation, cellular component: cytosol. NCBI's taxonomy places the organism in Eukaryota, Fungi, Ascomycota, Dothideomycetes, Pleosporales, Trematosphaeriaceae.